Amblyraja radiata (thorny skate) is the source of this 3347-nucleotide messenger RNA. RefSeq names its product polymerase (DNA directed), delta 2, regulatory subunit (gene pold2). Gene Ontology annotation, biological process: DNA replication; DNA strand elongation involved in DNA replication. The transcript is spliced from 10 exons. Gene Ontology annotation, molecular function: DNA binding. The coding region runs from base 200 to 1612 and encodes 470 amino acids. Gene Ontology annotation, cellular component: delta DNA polymerase complex. The record is from RefSeq and is a predicted model, not a curated record. Lineage: Eukaryota; Metazoa; Chordata; Chondrichthyes; Rajiformes; Rajidae.
CCGCAACCCAUCCCAUGCCCGCCAAGAGGCCGUCGAAUACGCACGCGCGCCAGUUGGCGGGAACCGGGCUCGGGCGGAAGUCACCGGUUCGUCAACAAGGCGGCGGCUCCUCUCAACGCGGGCGAGUGAAGUAAACCGUGAGGGAGGAUUUACUUGGCGCCCGACCGACCCCUCUUGCCUUGCCCUGCCCGCCCGCGCCAUGUUUUCUGAGCACGCCGCCCGCGGAGAGCGGACGCUGCUGUCGGCGUCGCUGCCCGAGCAGAGCGGCCCCACGUUUGAGCGGCAGCCCACGGCCUCCUACACUAACUGCUCGGCCUGCUUCACCCUGGGCGAGCGCCACUUCAACCGCCAGUACGCCAGCAUCUACGCCUCCCGGCUGAAGCAGAUGAGACCCGCACUCAUCGAGAGGGCCAAACUGAAAUGGGGAGCAGAUGUGGCAGUGAAGAGGUUGUGUGAACUGGAGGUCAAGGAAAAAUGUUCUGUGAUUGGAACUCUCUUCAAAAACAUGGAGUUGAAACCAUCCAUCUUGCGUGAAAUUAGUGAAGAGCAUAACCUGUUACCGCAGCCAGCGCGUACAAAGUACACGGACCAAUUAGAUGAGCUGAUUCUGGAGGAUGAGUUGCAACGCAUCAAACUGGAGGGCAAGAUCGAUAUUCAGAAACUUGUUACAGGGGCGGUUAUUGCAUUAUUUGGAGCAGAGCAGGAUAAUGGAAAGUUCCUUGUGGAGGAUCUUUGUACCUCGGAUAUCCCACCACAGCAGCAACUGCCAGUAUCGGACACUGAUAGGUAUGUUUUAUUGGUUUCGGGCCUUGGCUUGGGUGGAAAGAAUGCGGACAGUCUUCUCGGUUUGCAACUUCUCAUUGACAUGGUAACGGGACAAUUGGGAGACGAGGGCGAGCAGAGUAGUGCCGCAAAAAUUUCUCGUGUGAUUUUGGCAGGAAACCUUCUCAGUCGCAACACCCAGAAUAAAGAUUCUUUCAACAAGGCAAAAUACCUAACAAAGAAGACACAGGCUGCUAGUGUAGAAGCCAUUAAAAUGCUGGAUGAAAUCCUGGUGCAACUGAGUGCCUCCGUUCCUGUUGAUUGCAUGCCUGGUGAAUUUGAUCCAACAAAUUAUACGUUGCCACAGCAGCCUCUGCACCAUUGUAUGUUUCCACAAGCUGUUACCUACCCCACGAUGCAGCUGGUCACCAACCCUUACCAAGCAGAUAUUGACGGAGUCAGAUUUCUGGGUACAGCAGGACAGAAUGUGAACGACAUAUUCUGUUAUAGCAGUAUGAAUGAUCACUUGGAAAUCCUGGAAUGGACUUUAAAGAUUGGCCACUUGAGCCCUACUGCGCCUGACACACUUGGAUGUUACCCAUUCUACGAAACUGACCCGUUCAUUAUCAAGGAUUGUCCUCAUGUUUACUUUUGUGGCAAUGCUCCGUCAUUCAAAUCAAAAAUCAUCAAAGGUGUAGAAGGACAACGGUUGCUUUUGGUUGCCGUCCCAGAAUUUGCGACCACACAAAAGGCCUGUCUGGUGAACUUGCGGACUCUUGAAUGUCAACCUGUCAGCUUCUCUGCUUUCUCUGCUGAGGACGACAUUGGUGAAAUGGACAUCAGUCACUGAAUGCACAAAUGGUUUAAAUUUCUUUGGACUUGGAAACUGGUUCUGUUCCUGUUUGUCGAAGCACGCUCUGCAGAAUGCUAUGAUGCACUUCAGUGAGCAACUAAUGUCCUGUGCAUCUUUCACAGUUGGUGGUGACAUUUGGAAGAAAUGAUUUGUCACCAUUUUUGUUUUGAGCCUGUUGCUUCUCCUGAAGUACCGUGCAGUAAUGUGGAGAGAGCUGAUAUUUUGUUAAACUCUAAAAUUGAUCAAUGAGCCUCUUAAUCUUGUCUCAUUGGUUUGUUUUCAAAAUACAAGAUAUGAUUUUAACAUGUAAUGAGAGACCUUACUAUUUGUCUAGUUAACAUUAAUGUGCUGAUAUUCAAACUAUCCCUGAGGAAUAGUUUACAAGAGUCAAUUUAAGCUAUUAGUGAAAGAAUGUUAAACUUUGGUAAUAGGUACCAGAGUUCUUGUUUUUAAAAAAAAAUUUUGGGGUGGUUGUACUUUUAUACCGUCACUUUUUCUGUGAUUUAUAGCACAAUCCUUUUUUCUAUACCUGGUAUAUUUGGAUAUGAAGCAUUUCUGAAAAUAAACUUAAGUAGAAGGUGCUGUUAAUUUCAAUACAUUGUCUGUCUGGUGGAUGCUAAGUUCUUGAAGUAUUUUUUUAAAUAAACAUUUUGUUGUAAAAUAUUUGAGAAUUCUUAUGUAAUAUAUAAUUGGGGAUCAUUGUAGCUAAAUGCACAAUAACAAAUGUUGUGCUUACUGAUAUAAGGCCUAACUUUAUCCUAGCGAAGAGAGUUAAAGCAUAAAAUUAACAUUGCUAUUCUACUCAAUCUGUUUCCUUUUGCUACUCCAAUCAUUGUAUCAUUAAUUCUAUUCCUGAGCAGCCCAUAUAAGAUGCCAGCCAUUUGCUGGAGUUAUGUUUUAAGGUAAUAAGUUGUGGAACUUGGCUGAGCUUUUCAAGUUACUGCAAGUAAUGAAUACACUGUAGUUUUGGUGGGACAUUUGCAAGCUGUCUGUAUUUUUAUUGCAUAACUGCCAUCACUGUGUGAAUUUGAUUUUGACCAAUGUUUACAAUUUACAUACUGAAUUCUAAGCAAUUUUGCAUUUACUUGAAUAGGACUGCAUUAUUUUCACCUACAGUCCUUUCAGCUCGCCCAGCGAAGAUUAUUCAGUUCUACUUAUUAGUAGUGGAUUUGAAUCCUUGUUUUUCUAUGAUUUGCAUUUCUUAUGUUUUAGUGAAAAAUAUACAAAAGCAGAAAACAAAUGAUCAACUUGUGAUUAUAAAUGUGCUGGAUGACUAAAAAAACUAGUUUGAGUUGGGUUUUGAGGUUUGAAUCAAAGUGCUGACAAUUAUUGAGGGAAUUGUGGAGCAUAGUGCCGCCAUAACUGGCGGCAAAACUGCCUGAGGUGAAGCAGUUUGACAAGGGCGACCCCAGAAGAUGCCAGAACAAAAAACGUGCAAGGAUUUUGGAAGUUACUGCGUUUGGAGGAAGAUACACAUGGUAGAGUGAAUCCCUGGAUGGGUAAUUACAAGGAUAAGUAUUUUAAAAUGGAGCAACUCCAGACCAGGAGCCAUUGUAGAAUGAUAAGCAAGGGUCACGGGUGAGCAAGAUUUACUAUGACUUCGAUCACUUAAUCCAGAAUUUUGAAUGCAGAAGAAUGGUGCAUAAGCUGGUCCUGCUAACGUAUUAGGAGACUUGAUUUGGAUGUAUGAAAUAUUGCUGCAGUUUUGAAAAUUAAACUCCAAUUAAAAGUA